Messenger RNA from Plectropomus leopardus (leopard coralgrouper), 6448 nucleotides. It is a transcript of the gene ddhd1a, whose product is annotated as DDHD domain containing 1a. Lineage: Eukaryota; Metazoa; Chordata; Actinopteri; Perciformes; Serranidae. Gene Ontology annotation, cellular component: cytoplasm. The record is from RefSeq and is a predicted model, not a curated record. Gene Ontology annotation, molecular function: metal ion binding; glycerophospholipase activity.
CGCACACCACAGUGCUGUCUCUAUGCAAGAUUUGUUUGGACAACGAAUGAAUCUGAAAUUCCUCAGAGACCGGAACACACACACAAAGUAUGGUGACUGCAGUACUACGCCUAUCAAGCUGGACUAAAGCGUCUCGGUGACAGUAAAGUAUUUUGACAAAGGUUUGUGUUAACGUUAGGGAGAAGGAGGAUAAAAGAGGGGAACAGGUUUUCUCGGUUGCUACGUUGCGGACUUGCUAAUAAGCUAGCAUCGGAGUUCCACAGCCGGCUUCGUUAGCUUAGCUAGCUAGCAAGCUAACAAGCUGCGGGACAUCUAAGGAAAUGAGGUGGGAUCUUGUCAGUGGGAAUUUUAUUUUGUUGAUAUUUUUCAGAUUAAAACUGCCCUGUUAAAUGUUAUAAUAGCCGUUGCGAAGUAAUGCUGAGAGCUGUGUUGAUGUGAGGUGGCAGCCGAGGAGGUGGUGAGGUUGCUCAGGUAGUUAUGAGCAAUUUCAACAUUACAACCAAAACCUCCACGUUAAGAUCUUCUUUGAACGCAGACAGUAAAAGCGUCGACGCUACAAACAACAACAAGGAGUGGGGUUUGGUAAGCGAUGUGUUUUCCUACUGUCACAAGAUGAGUCCCAUGGAUGACACGAUGCAGGCAGGGAUGUCCUCCGUCCAACCGGGACUGGACGGACACCUGCCGUUCCUACACACCCGGCACCACAGCACCCAGGACGGGUUGUUGUUCGACCUGAGCUCCCCGGCCACCUUCCUGGACAGCAGCUCUUUGGACUACAGCGACAGCGACGGGAACAACGCGGGUCCGUUGUUCGAGAGGAGGAAGAGGUCGCGGUCCAACAGCUCCAGACACCGCUUCAACGAGGUGGUCACGGAGCUCGGUCCCGAGGAGGUGCGGUGGUUUUACAAAGAGGACAAGAAAACUUGGAAGCCCUUUGUGGGACACGACUCGCUCAAAAUUGAACUGAUGUUUCGGAAAUACUGUGAGCUGAACCCUGGUAGAGCAGGCUCCCAGAUCAGCGGUGGGGAGGAAGAGUGCGGUAAUAACGGGGUGGAGAGCAGAGGACUGAACGGUGCAGUGCCGGUGGAGACGAGGACCAGCAGUGUGCACGGUGGCAGGGGGUCCCUGGACACGUCCACCGUGUCCUCGGAGGAGAGAGACCCUGACAGCAUUGAAAUCAACAUGGAGCCUGUGUGUGUCCGGGGAGGGCUGUAUGAGGUGGAUGUUAAAGAGAAGGAAUGCAAUCCUGUUUACUGGAAGCAACAAGACCAUAUUCCAGUCAUGCGAGGUCAGUGGUUUAUCGAUGGCACCUGGCUCCCUUUAGACGAAGAGGAAAGUGACCUCAUCGAACAAGAGCACCUGAACCAUUUCCGAGGACAGCAAAUGCAGGACACCUUCGAAACGGAUCUAGUUGUGAAGACCGUCGAUAGCAAAGACGUUCUCUCCCACCUGCCCCCUUUCUACCUCCCUUUUCUGUUCAAAUGGAGUGGAUAUCAGACGAGUGCUAAAACUACAUGUCACAAGCGCAAACGCUGCCAAGCCAUCCACAGUCUGAAGCUGAGUCGGACCCACGUGGAUUGGCACAGCGUGGAUGAAGUAUACCUCUACAGCGAUGCCACAACCUCCAAAAUUGCACGCACAGUCACCCAGAAACUGGGCUUCUCCAAAGCCUCCAGCAGUGGAACGAGGCUCCAUCGCGGUUAUGUUGAGGAGGCCUCACCUGAGGACAGACCCCCUCAGACUACGCACAUCGUCUUUGUGGUCCAUGGGAUUGGGCAGAAGAUGGACCAGGGACGAAUCAUUAAAAACACUGGAAUGCUGAGGGAGGGUGUGAGGAAGAUGGAGGAGAAGCACUUUUCAGAGCACAAUGACGAGCAUGUGGAGUUCCUGCCCGUCGAGUGGCGUUCCAAACUUGCACUGGAUGGAGAUACGGUAGAUUCAAUAACCCCAGACAAAGUGAGAGGACUCAGAGAUCUACUCAACAGCAGUGCCAUGGACAUCAUGUACUACAACAGCCCCCUUUACCGGGAUGAGAUUACCAAGGGCCUAACGCAGGAGCUAAACAGACUCUACACACUCUUCUGCUCCCGGAACCCCGAGUUUGAGGAGAGGGACGGCAAAGUGUCCAUCGUGUCUCACUCCCUCGGCUGCGUCAUCACCUACGACAUCAUGACUGGAUGGGAUCCUGUGCGCUUCUGUCAGCAGGAGCAUCACGCUGUGGAGGAGGAGCUGGACCUGCGCUGGAUGUCCUAUGAGGAGAGACACGUUUUAGAGCAGCUACGGAUCACAAGGAACAGGUUACAAGAGCUGGAAGAUAAACUCCUCACACUGGAGGCCUCAAAACCCCCGGCACGCCCAGCUCUCAAAUUUAAGGUGGAAAACUUCUUCUGCAUGGGUUCUCCUCUGGCGGUGUUCUUGGCUCUGAGAGGGAUCCGUCCUGGUACCAGCUGCCACCAGGACCACAUCCUGCCCACCUCCAUCUGCAGCAGGCUCUUCAACGUCUUCCAUCCCACAGACCCUGUGGCCUACAGACUGGAGCCCCUCAUCCUCAAACAUUACAGCAAUAUUGCUCCUGUUCAGAUACACUGGUGUAGCGCCACUAACCCCACACCCUACGAUGAGAUCCGGCCUACCUUCCUGAACCCAGUCAAAGACCCGACGUCCGACACUGAGAGCAUCCCCAGUCCGAGCACUUCUCCCGUACUUAGUCGCAGGCAUUAUGGCGAGUCCAUCACCAAUCUGGGGAAGGCCAGCAUACUGGGAGCUGCGAGCAUCGGGAAGGGCAUCGGAGGCAUCCUCUUCUCACGUUUUUCCCGCUCCAACAGUCAGCCCUCGGUUUCUUUAGGACUGGACGGAGGGGCGAACGCAGAGGACGAGGAACAGAAGCGCACAGAAAGCCAGUCAGCAUACGGCCUUUCCACCAUGAUUCGGCCCAGCAUACCCAUCAGUGACACGUCACUGGAGCUGGAGCGGCGCAUCGACUUUGAGCUCAGAGAAGGUCUGGUGGAGAGCCGCUAUUGGUCGGCAGUGACCUCCCACACAGGUUACUGGUGCUCACACGACAUAGCACUCUUCCUGUUGACCUUCAUAUACAAGCAGAAGACGACGCCUUCUGACCCAGAGGAAGAUGCUCCGGACCCAGACUGAGGCAGCACAUUUGUGACAACACAUACUUGACACUUGAAUGGUGUCUUAAAACCCAAAAGUGGGUGUGUCGCCUUCUUGACGAGACACGAAAAUAAACCUCAUGCAUUUAUUUUUCAUGCACACAAACUGCUCAGUCACACUAACAUUCUUCGCCCCCGAUAUCUCCCUGUGAUCCAGCUCUUUUAACUCUUGGGAAUCGUCAUCGACAAACUGACUUCAUUCCAAGAUGUGCAUUUUUUUUGUCUCUUUUUGUGUAGUUUGUACGCACUUGCACACCCUAAGGGUGACAAUUUUGGACAAGGAACCCCUAAGGAGGUGCACCCUUUGCCAGUAUAACUACGAGCUACAUAUAAACAUGGAACAAGAUGCAGGAGAGUUGAUCGUUCACCCUCAAGUCCUCAACCUUAAACAGCUGCAGCCUGUUGAUAAAGUGUCCAUACGUUUCCUGUUCAAUGCUUAAAUCCCGCUCGCAGACUCAUCAUGGAGCCUUGUGACACUCUUGCCUGACCCUCGGUCACUGAAGUUUCGAGUUCUGUGUCUGAUCUCUUUAACUUUUUUUUUUUUUUUGUCUUACAUGAAGCAGAGAGAAAUAGAACUGUCAAAAAAUUUAGUGUUAUCUUUAAAAUAAACCUUUAGCUACUACAUCUGAAAAACUUAAUGCAAUGCCUUUCAAAAUUAGCCAAAUAAUAUUACUCAUGUAGAAUAUUUCUCUUUAGUUUUUCGGAACAAAAACUCCGGGCAUUAUCCCUUUAAUAAUGUUUUGGAAGUGUGAAAAAAGACAUAGCAAACAUCACAUUUUUAGUUAGUUUUCCUUCUCUUAUUUUUACGUUUGCCUCUUUUUAACAUGACUCUUGAAAUAGAUAUGUACCAAAUAUAACAAAAAGCACCACUUUUAUACACAGUCAACUGAAACAGAAUUUCCGUUUGGUUUCCUGCAACUAAACUGUGCAAUUUUUGUCAAUAUACCAGGCACAAAAUGUCUCUUUACGAACAGUUACAGCUCAACAUCCUGCAGGACAUCAUCAGUUCCCAUGUGACAUUACUGUACAUACAGAGGUUUACAGCCACAUGAGGCUUGUGUCAUGACGUUCUUUAUCUAAGCUCUUAAACAGGAGUCAUACAUGCAUAGUUAUUUUCUUACACCCGGCUUCAUUUUUUAAAAUCUCUUGGUGAUGUCAUUUUCCAGACAAGAGGUCUCACCCGCAACAGUCAUUACAACAAUGCUUCUUUAUUAAGGAUAAAUCUUGGAGAUAAUUUUCUGUGCUAUAUCUUUAUAUUGAUAUCCAAAUGAAAAAAGUGGCACUAGAUGUAUUUUUUCUUAAAAAAAACCGAAAUAUUUUUCCAAGUGAUUUUCAGGCCCUUGCAGAUAUAAACCUGGAUCUCAUCUCUUGGAAAAUGGGAUUCAAACUGGCGGCCAUAUGACGUUUAUGUGUCUAGCUUAUUAGCUGCUCGGCAAUAGUAAUUCUAAGGCAACCUCCAAGAAAAAAAUAUGUCUAGGGUAAAAAAAAGCUUCUUUUUAAUUUUCGUGUAUUUAUGAUACACUUUAAGCAAAAGUUAAUAGUAUCUCUUUUGCCUUUUCUUGUGACCAAUUCACACAUUUCCUCAUUUGAGCUUUGAAUAUGUCAGCGUGACUUUUUUUUAAUGUGCGAAAGAAGAAAGAAGAGUUUCUUUAAUCUUAAAAAAUAGUGUAUUCUUAAGCUACUAGACAUGUGUCAUUGCUUAAUUGGCACUACUUGCAAAUUUCCUCCAAAAUGACAAUUGGAGACGGCAAAUCAUGACUUUUGUUUUCUAAAUAUAACUUUUGCUGCCUUUGCUUUGUCAGAGCAGUUACUUUUAAAAAUAAUACUCCUGUAAUGAUGGAUCGUACGAAUGUCGUCCUUCAAAAAAAAAAAAAACACACCAGUCAUGAUUCUGCAGAAGUUCGAACACGUACUCACUUUGCAUGGGGUCAUAUUAAUGGUGUCAUAUUAAUAGUAGAUGGAUGUUGGAACAAGAAGACAUUGCAGAGAGUGCCAACACACAUUUAACAAACUGCUCUGUGUUCUUUAUUGAUUGUUUAAUGACUAAUAAUGAAAUAAUUUGUUAAACAUUUUGCAAGGGAUAAAGAAAUGGAAUCACGGCCAGAUUGGAAUUAGACACACAUAAUUAUUGCCAGUGUCAAAUUUUCUUGUGACAAUAUUGUGGUUAUCAAAGAGCUUAUUUUUGAUUUUCUAUGGUGCAAGCUGCUGCUUUACUGUUCCACACAAUCAAGGGCUGUUGUUGACUAGUCCACCACUGAAUGGAAUCCAUUUAUUGGCAUUUAAUGUCUAUGUUAUUUAUGCAAAGGCCUACUGACUGAAACCAGGCUGCCUCUCAGAUGACCGGAGAAAGCUGGGAAGUGGAAGUAGGGACAAAUAAGGGAGUGGAGUAGCAAAGUGUUUCUAUAUUUGACCUGGUGGAUCUUGUCCAUUCAUCAGCCAUGAAUUGCACAGAAAUUCUGCAGAAAACGGCCCAUUGUUGAUGUUUGUUUUCGUUGAGCAUGUGUAACUCUGCAGCAAUGGAUGCAGAAAGCGAUUUUAACGUGUCACAUGGGCAGUUGGCAUGCAAUUUCCCUUGGGGACCUGAGACACGUAAUGCAAAAUACAAGGACGUUGUUGCCUCUGCAUCUUGUGUGGGUUCAGACACUGGAAAUAUGUAAGAGUGCGGACAGACUAUAGUAACACUAACAACAAUGUUUUUGCUAGUGUUUCUGAUUUGGUUGAGUUUCCAAAAUGUACACGAACUUUGCACAUUUUCCAUUAUAGCAAUUCAAGCACAGAUUUUUCAACUGUGUUCACGCUGCUUACAAAAAAAACAGCAACUAAACUGGAGAGCAUUCAAAAAAUAUUGAAGAUACAUUGUACUUUUGACCAUAUGAGCAUUUAAUGCACAGCAUUUUGAAUGAUGACAGUAUAUUUUUCUUGUUAAAAGCACCACAAGCAUCAGGGAAACGUCUACUGUUAUGUGUUUUGUCGAUUCAACAUUGCUGUUGACACCAGUUUGAAGCCAUUAUUGAGUAAAAGAAUUUGACGCAAAUGAGGAAGGGCCUACAGCCAUAUGUAAUCAGUCAGUGGGUGAGAAAAAGAAAUGAGCAGUGAAAUUAAUCGUCAGUGUGUUGAAUGAAAUGUGUUUAAUUUGUGCUCUAACUUUGAAUGGAUGUCUGGAAAAGUGUUUUUGUCUGUCCUUAGAGCUGUGCAAUAACCCAUGCCUGUAAUGGACUCUAACUGCCAUCCAAAGCACUCUAUUUAUUUCCUUUUAUUAAAGCGUUUCCUUUUUUUUUGGA